AUGGCGCCAACAGCAACCCCAACCCACCAAGAACCCCUCAAAGAUAACAGCAUCUUCCACAAACAAGGCGCUGACCCUGCAAACCUCGCUGUCGGGGGAGCCAGCGGACGAAACACCGUCCCACGCAUCGCGCAGUUUGCAUCCAAGGAAGACGAACAGCGAUACCACAAGGAACACCUCGCUGCGGCGUUCCGCGUCUUCGCUGCAAAUGGCUUUGAUGAGGGGGUAAGCGGGCAUAUGUCUUUGCGAGACCCUAUAAACCCACGGACUUUCUGGAUCAACCCAUACACAAUGCACUUCGCCGACAUAACAGUCUCAGACCUCGUCCUCGUCACCGAAGACGCAACAGUCCUGCAGGGAACGCACUCCGUCAACGCCGCCGGCUUCGCCAUCCACUCCGAGAUCCACCAAGCGCACCCCUGGAUCAACGCCGUGUGCCACGCGCACUCCACUGCGGGAAAGGCGUACAGCGCGUUUGGGAGACCCCUCCCGCCGCUGAUGCAGGACGCGCUGAAGUUCUACGGGGCCAAGCAGAGUAUCCUACGUGAGUAUGGGGGUCCUGUACUGUCGACGGAUGAGGGGAAGGCGAUUGCCGGGGUGAUUACGGCUGAUACGAACGUGGUUAUUUUGAAGAAUCAUGGGUUGCUUUCUGUGGGGACGACCAUUGAUGAGGCGGCUUAUUGGUUUUGUGCGUUUGAUCGGUGUUGUCAGGCGCAGCUGAUGAUUGACGCGGUGGGGAAUGAGAGGCCUGAAGAGGUUGAGGAGGAGAUUGCGAGGGAGUCGGUGAGGGUUCUUGGGCAGAGGCAGAGGGGCUGGUUGCAUUUUCAGCCUUAUUAUAACAAUAUGGUCAAGAAGACUGGCGGCGAGUUCUUGCUGUAG
Messenger RNA from Aspergillus puulaauensis, 879 nucleotides. RefSeq lists its product as uncharacterized. The record is from RefSeq and is a predicted model, not a curated record. Gene Ontology annotation, cellular component: cytoskeleton. The coding region runs from base 1 to 879 and encodes 292 amino acids. NCBI's taxonomy places the organism in Eukaryota, Fungi, Ascomycota, Eurotiomycetes, Eurotiales, Aspergillaceae. Gene Ontology annotation, molecular function: actin filament binding. The transcript is spliced from 2 exons.